GGGGGGGGGGGAGGGAGAGGGCCAGACGUUCACCCUUCCUAUGGAGCACCGCAGAAGAGAGCAGAAAGUCUCUCUCCGUCGAUCUUCAUCCUCCUCUUGUUCCUCCUCCUCCUCCACCUUCUCGUUCCAGCGUGGAGGAGCCGACUCACUGGCCAGAGAACUCGAGUCUCUCCUGCGGAACAUCCCCGGCAGUUUCACGUCGACGGUCAUCCGGAUCGACUCGCGGCCAAGGUCGUUCGUCAAUGCUCUCUUUUGCGCGUUCACCAAUCCAAUACGUCGAUUUUAAAGGGAGCAAGUUUCGAUUUGUGAAAGAGGAAUUGUGCUUCGAUCUUUAUCGUCGAAAGGGAUCGUGUAAUUUUGUUGUAAAUGAAGAAGAUGGAAGAAUCCGGAGUAUUGUGGAUCGACCAGUGAUUUUCACGAUGGAAUUAAUAGUGCAUCGGGUGUUUCUCGAGAGGAUUUUGGAUAUUUCUACGUUUGAAGACUUUUUGGGGAUAACGAGAUUAAGAGGAUUGGGAAAAACGAAUGACGUCGAUAUAUAGAAAUACAAUCAAGAGAAAAGCCAUAGGGAGCCUGCAAGACGUGGAUCUUAUUCUAAUAUAAUUUAAAUUAAAAAUGUCUUGCGUGGGGAUGUCCUGUUACGAAGAUGGCUUCCGGUUGGCUGGUCCCGCAUCGGAAUGCUCUCUCAGGAGCAAAGCUCGCAUCGAUGCCCUUUUCGAGGACUCGAGAUCGAUUUACGGAUCCAACAUUGGCGGAUGGUACGGUGGGGUAUCGACUAUGAACUCGAAUUACGUGGAGAACGUGGGGGCGGAAGAGCAAAGGCGGGUGAACAGCGCCGUGCAAGCGCGGAUCGAAGCGAUGUUCGCCUCGGUGGAGGCCGAAAGCGGAACACCCGAAGAAUGCGUCGCUGCAAUUUUACCGGUGAAAUACAUGGGAGCAGCUCCAGUGGGUGGUCGCGUAGCCAGCGUGCGAGGUCUCCAAGAGCCUCUGCGUCAGCUUCUGGAAAGGAUCGACGAAUCCGUGAGGGCGGAACUCGAGGUUUCGAGACGAGGGCUCAGUUUUCGCAUCAACGACACCUGCGAGAAGAACAACCCCUUUCGCAGAAUCGCGGUGUGGAGCGCGCUCAGGCUGCGCGGUAAACGCGUGCAAUCGGGAGAGCUGCAUCACGCUUUCUUGCCGUUGGUAGGCGAUCACGAGCAGAGCCAGACAGGCGAGGAGAAGCACGCAGACUUGUACAGAACGAUGCGUGGAUUGAAAACGACAGCGGAAAAUUAUCCACCCAUAUUCGCGGUGGUGAUGCGACGACCAGGCGCGACGAGAUUAUUAGAGUGUCACGCGUUCGCGUGUAAAACGGAAGACGACGCGGUGGCCGCGGCUGCGACCCUCUACAGAGCUCUUCUGGCCGAUCUCGAUGCGAAUCGGCGUCGGCCAAGGCACGCGAAUGGCGUUGGUUGCGUGAGCCUAGCUUCGAUAGCCUCCAGCGAUCGAAAACUGCCCAGCCUGAGCAGCAGACUCGGCAUCAGAGCGAACAUUUCCCAAGCGGAGUCUGUUAAGCCGACUGCUUCGCAUCCUGUGAGACCGCCGCGAACGAAGAAGACCACCUCGGUGUCCAGUUCGGUGACGGAGGACGAAAGCUCGAAACCGUCGGAGUUGCAAAAAGCGCCGAGAAGGAAGAAGAAGAAUUCGGACGUGAAGGCGGAAGAUAUAUUGGAGGCGCGAGGGAGAAGAAGGGAGACGCCGAAGGAAAAGAUGAUUCCGAUGAUGGUGCAGAAUUUCAAUUCUAUCCAGAAAAACUUCGAUUCGAGGGGGAAUCUGUCUGAAAAGGAAGAGUGGCAAAACUCGAAGAACAAGAUAUUUGGAGGUAAAUCAGACUCGAUGGUGUCGGAAAAAAUUGAAAUUGACAAUUUCAAUAAAUCCUCGAGUAAAAUUUACGAUAUCGGAGCUAAUGGAUUGUACGAGACUGUUUCCAAUAGAUACGAGAUGUGUCCUGUGAGUGGAAAAGCAGGGAAAAAUGAGAAUCUUAGGAAGCAGACCCCCGAAUCGGAAAACGCGAAGGACAAGAUGUACGAAAAGACGCGUGAUUCCUACGAGCUGAUCCCUUCGAAAGAUGUCUCGAAGAGUCAAGAGGCGUAUUCCUCGAAUAAAUCUCUCAAAUCGAACGCUUUGAUCCACGAAAGGAUCGAGAAACCGACUUGCAAGAGCGAAGAAAACUCGUUGUACGAACGAGCGAAUAAAAGAGGUAGCAGGGAGAGACUCUACGAGGAUCAUUUCAAAGACGUUGACAAGAUAUACAGCCUUGCUCAAGAGGAUAUUCAGAGAACCGGUAAACUCGAGAGAGGGAAGAUAAGAAGUUCCCAGGAGGACAUUUUCUUCGCCAGAUCUCGUAAAACUGACUUUUACCAAUCGAGUCAGGAGAAUUUCGACGAUUCCGUGUCCGUGGAACGAAGAAGAUCGAGGGACCAUGAAAAAUGUACAUCUGGAAAACGCGUGAGCAGAGUUGUCACUAUGGACAAGCCUCUGAAGAAACAGUCGAGCGAUUCCACGUCGAAUUUGGACUUAUCCGAGUGUAAUCAGCCGAGGAUCAGGAAGAGGAGCAGAGCUGGCAGCGAGCCACCCGUUAGCAGAUCCGAGGACGGGACGAAGAACCUUCAAGAAGGCAAAUUGAAGAGAUCUCAAAGCGACAUUGACGUGGAUCGAGGAGAUCUGAUGACCAGGGUCGAGUUGCCUAGAAGAGGAAGCUUUUUGAAUCCUGGAAGCGCUAGGAGGCCUAACAGCAUCAAAGGUGGCACUCCUCUAGGAUUCACAGAGCUGUUCGACGAGUUUAGAAAUCAGGAAGGUCUGACCAGUGUUGACGAUAUCUUGGCAGCUAUUAUCGAUCCCGAGGGGAUGUCCUUCAACGAUUUGAAACCAUUGUAUAAAGAAUUCUUGUUAAAAUUGGCGGCGACGUUGACGCAGGAUGAGUUGUAUCAGAGAUCAGCGAGCAUAAUGAGAAGGCGUCGAAGACCUCAACGAAGACGAUCGAAUCGACGAACCUGCUUACUUGGCAGGGCUAUCAAGAGGUCGGUGUCGAGGUUGAAAGGUGGACCGACAGAAUUCACUUCCGUCAUAUUCCCUGCAAAAAGAUUGAACGACAGUUUCGGUAGCAGUUCUUCCUGCGAUGUCAGAAACAAUCACAGAAACCGCGUAUUGGCUAACAGGCUGGCGAAGAGAAGGUCUUCUUGGAGGACGAGUAAAAAUGGUUGCCACACUACUUCGGAGGACAGUGAUACAUGUAGAAGACUAAACAGAAGCGCAGGCGUUGCCGCGAAUAGGAGCAGCAGUGGUUACGUGAGUUGCAGCGAGUGCAGUUACGAUUCCGAGUCUUGCACCUGCGUAUCGGCGGACAAGUGUUACUGCUCGUUGUCCAGAAGGAUUCCGGAACAGCCUCACGUACCUCCAAACACGGUGGUGUGCUCGUGUGACACCGACAGCUGCUCCGAGAGCAAUAAGUGUUACUGCGCCCGACAACCGAUUCGUCCGACAAUCCUGGAACAAUUGAGGCAAAGGGGCAUCGUGCCCUACGAAAGCACCUUAAGCCGAGCCGGAAGCCCAGACAGGGCACGGGCGACGAAGACUGGGAGAGGUCGAACGCCUUCUCAAGGUUUGGAUGUACUCAAGAAGCAGUCGUCGUCAAGCUAUGGCAGUUCGAACAAUCUCGCCCUGGAUUACGAUCUUUUCAAUCCAGAUCGGAAAUCUCAACAAUCGUCGGACAGUGAAAAAGUGUUGGUCGUUAGUGCCAGAGACACACAGGGUCGUUUGGUAUACGUUGGUGGGGCAGACAGGAAUAAGAAAUGUCAUUCCCAUUCUUCCGGUCGAUCUGGAGCGCAUCACGAAGCCCUUUCCAUCAAGAAAAGCGCGGAAAUCGCGGCAGUCUUCGGGGCUGAUUCGAAUAGGAUCAGUAGACGAGCUAGUAAUGCCUCCAGCAUUAAGAGUUCUAUUAGUCUCGAGGCUGGACUAGGAUAUUUACCAUGAUGAUUAUUGAUCUUAAUUCUUCCUAUUUGAUCUAAUCGAAAUAUUUUAAAGAUAUAAAAUAUUUUUUUAAGUUAUCGAGAAUUAAUAAACUGAUGAUAAAUGGCAAUGACGUAAUUUUAAAUAGGAAGAUGCCAAAGAGAUUAAAAAAGUAUAUUAUGAAUUUAUGAUGAAGGA
This is a messenger RNA of Apis mellifera (honey bee), 4182 nucleotides long. RefSeq lists its product as uncharacterized. The record is from RefSeq and is a predicted model, not a curated record. Lineage: Eukaryota; Metazoa; Arthropoda; Insecta; Hymenoptera; Apidae. The transcript has 8 exons. Bases 613 to 4008 code for a protein of 1131 amino acids.